GACGCUUCCAUCCCUUCUCCCAACGACACACUCUCUCUCUCCUCUACUAAGCUGCUGAUUGGAAGUCUCUAGAAAGUACAACCCCAGCAAAUGCAAUCGCAUCUCUCUUAAAAACCCUUUCUCUUCCCCUCUCGCACCUCACCUAUCUACCACCUUCUCUUCUACAAAAACCCUCUCUUUCUCUUUCUCUUUCUAGAUUCUUCUGCUUUCAUCUCACACACACUCUCUCUAUAGAUUCUCGAAGAAAAUGGAAGACGACUUCGACAUGCCGGCGGCUGAAGAUAUGAUGAACGACGAAAAUAUGGACUUCGCCGAUGAAACUUCCAUGAAAGUCGGCGAAGAAAAAGAGAUCUCUAAAGAAGGCUUGAAGAAGAAGCUUCUCAAAGAAGGCGAAGGCUGGGAUAAUCCUGACAAUGGCGACGAAGUUGAAGUGCAUUAUACUGGAACAUUGUUGGAUGGAACGAAGUUUGAUUCAAGUCGUGAUAGAGGAACUCCUUUCAAGUUCACUCUUGGCCAAGGUCAAGUUAUUAAGGGAUGGGAUAUUGGUAUUAAAACGAUGAAGAAGGGUGAGAAUGCUAUUUUGACUAUUCCUGCUGAGCUGGCCUAUGGUGAAGCUGGUUCACCUCCUACCAUCCCGCCUAGUGCUACCCUCCAAUUUGAUGUUGAGCUAUUAUCAUGGGUUAGUGUUAAGGAUAUUUGCAAGGAUGGUGGAAUUUUUAAGAAGAUCCUUACUGAAGGAGAAAAGUGGGAGAAUCCAAAAGAUACGGAUGAGGUGUUUGUGAGAUAUGAAGCUCGCCUGGAAGAUGGAACACUGGUUGGAAAGUCUGACGGUGUGGAGUUUACUGUUAAUGAAGGUCAUUUCUGCCCUGCAUUGUCAAAGGCUGUGAAGACUAUGAAGAAGGGGGAGAAAGCUCUUUUAAGUGUUAAGCCGCAAUACGGGUUUGGAGAGCAAGGCAAGCCAGCGUCUGGUAAUGAAGGUGCUGUUCCUCCAAGUGCCGUGCUUGAAAUCACCCUUGAACUGGUAUCUUGGAAGACUGUGUCUAAUGUUACUGAUGAUAAGAAGGUUGUCAAAAAGAUUCUGAAAGAAGGAGAAGGAUAUGACCGCCCUAAUGAGGGAGCUGUUGUGAAAUUGAAAUUGAUUGGAAAGCUCCAAGACGGCACUGUGUUUCUAAAGAAGGGUCAUGAAGAUGAUCUUUUCGAAUUUAAGACAGAUGAAGAACAAGUUAUUCAGGGGCUCGAUAGAGCCGUAUUGACAAUGAAGAAAGGAGAAGUGGCUUCAUUGACAAUUGCUCCAGAGUAUGCUUUUGGCUCAUUGGAAACUAAGCAGGACUUGGCUGUGGUUCCUCCCAACUCUACAGUGUGUUACGAAAUAGAAUUGGUUUCAUUUGAGAAGGAGAAGGAAUCUUGGGAUAUGAAUACUGAAGAGAAAAUUGAGGCAUCAGGCAAGAAGAAAGAAGAAGGAAAUGCAUUAUUCAAAGCUGGCAAAUAUGUUAGAGCAUCAAAGCGAUAUGAGAAGGCUGCCAAAUAUAUUGAGUACGAUUCAUCGUUUAGUGAUGAAGAGAAGAAGCAGUGCAAGGUCUUGAAGGUAUCUUGCAACUUGAAUAAUGCAGCCUGCAAGCUGAAGUUGAAAGAAUAUAAGGAAGCAGAGAAACUCUGCACCAAGGUAUUGGAAUUGGAAAGUAUGAAUGUCAAAGCGCUCUACAGAAGAGCACAGGCAUAUGUACAUCUAGCAGAUCUUGAGUUGGCAGAAUUUGACAUUAAGAAGGCAUUGGAAAUUGAUCCUGACAACAGGGAUGUGAAACUGGAAUACAAGAAGUUGAAAGAGAAGAUUAGAGAAUACAAUAAAAAGGACGCACAACUCUAUGGGAAAAUGUUCUCAAAGAUAGCUUGAGUCAAUAAAGGUGCUUCCAAGGAGGCUGAUUGAUGGUCGACAAGUCAUAAGCACGGCGAUUGUUGCAAUUAAUCAAGGAGCAAUUAGAGGGUCUUGUGGUCUUACUACAGUUAAUUUUCUUUUAUUUUGGUAGUAGAACGGUAGAUCUUUCGAAUCCAGGAAGCUGUAUUGGGGUUUCUGUCGCGGAAAAACUUGAGCAAUGCGCAAUAUUGUUAUUUCUUGCUUAGCAGUUUGAAUUAGGAGCAUUAACAUUUUAUGCCAGUUUGGUGUUUCUGUUUCUAGACUUGGGUAGUUGUGUUCAGUGGUUUGUAGUUAACUGUAACCUGUAAGAUCGUUACAGCGGAACCUUUUGAUUUCUAGUUGUGGGGUUUGACACCUGCAUUUGGAGUUAUUUAUAAAGAGAUAUUUAAUCA
This is a messenger RNA of Beta vulgaris subsp. vulgaris (sugar beet), 2304 nucleotides long. RefSeq names its product peptidyl-prolyl cis-trans isomerase FKBP62. The transcript is spliced from 13 exons. Gene Ontology annotation, molecular function: protein binding; peptidyl-prolyl cis-trans isomerase activity. The coding region runs from base 248 to 1891 and encodes 547 amino acids. The record is from RefSeq and is a predicted model, not a curated record. NCBI's taxonomy places the organism in Eukaryota, Viridiplantae, Streptophyta, Magnoliopsida, Caryophyllales, Amaranthaceae.